GAUGCAAGUAUCGAAGUACUUAAACGAAGAGCGAAAUCGAAAUCGAAAUCAGUGACUGGCAGGUUUGGGUAGCAAAAAAUUCACACGAACAUACUGGUAUAUGUGUCCCUUCGUUUUUUAUUUGGAGGAACUGAAUGCUAAGCAAUAAUAAAGCCAAAGCCAAAUUAAAAAAGAAUUUUGUCACAAUUUUUUGCGAACGAGUGAAGAAAUUUUAAUGCAUCGAGAGUGAGUAAAUUGUUGACCGUCUUUUAAAGUAUGAUCAGAUAAUUUUUAUUAGGGAUCCGCAGCGAUAAUGGCACAUACCCAUUUUGUAAAAUAUGUCAACUUUAAUUGAGAUUGACAAAGUUUUGGAAAUUGAAGUCUCGUCUUGAUGUGGGUCUCGUUCAGCUUUUUAUUACACGGCUUUAGGAAGUCCUUAUUGAUGUGGGUCUCAAUUAGGUUAUGCUAAAGUGUAUGGAUUUCUUUAAAUUUUGAGUGAAUUAGGCUCAGAGCUCAAAUGCUAACCUGCACGUUUCGGGUAAUUCUCUAGAUGGCUUGCAUAGACCUAGUGAUUGCAAUGCAGAUGCUUGGUAAUUUUCUAGAUGGGUAUUCGUAACCCUAAAGCCAUUUCUACCAAGGCUCAAUGAUUAGCAUACAUUUAGUAAGGAGGUCACGCUCAAAGAUUGAUUGGGGAGAAAUUAUCUAAGGAUGCAUACCAGUUCGCAAAGGAAGAGCUGGAUAUUUUGUUCAAGUGGAAACUACACCCUUAUCUUACCGAUAAUCAUCCUAUGCAAUCGGUUAAAAGGCAAAUAGUCACACCUCUGUGUACCCGGCAAGCGUAUUUUCCCUAAGAACUGCAAGGUUGACUCAAAAGUCAUGAAAGUUCAGUAGUUUCGUUACUAUGUAACUGACAAGAAGAUUUUCCCUAGCUAUUCUCAGAUUGACUCGAAAGUCAACCUGCACUUAGCAGAGGGAGAGUGACCUACCAGGAGGAAUCAUCCUAGCUGUUAAAAUGGUGAAAGCCCAAUAGUCUGACUUCUGUGUAUCUGGAAAGAGAAUUUGAACCGGAUCCGAUGUCCCGUGCCCUUGGUGUCAAACGGUAAAAAUCCAAUAGUAUUGCCCAGGUGUAUUUGAAAAAAUAAUUAUUAUUGUACUUAAUUUGACUAGACUGUACCUUAUUGUCAAACCACAAAUGCCAAAUAAUCCCACUCUGAGUACCUGGCAAGAGAAUUCUCAAAUGUUCCAUGGUAUUGUAGAUUGGGUCCGUACAUAAUGUAACCUACGAAUGCCGCCUUGAGGUGGAGGGUCUCGUACAUUUUGUGUGCAAUGGCAGCUACAAAGCAUUCAAGGACACUGAGGCAACAGCCCAGGGCUGCAUGCUACAAUGAGAGUUUGAUGGAUGAUCUCAUAGAGAAGCACCUGGGUGGAGAAAGUGGCAGGAAAAGAAAGGGAAUUGACAUUGAGAAGGAGUCAGACAUUGAAGCCAUGAUUGCGUAUUCUGUGGGCUUUCCUAUUGAUUCGCUGACUGAAGAAGAGAUUGAACAUGGUGCUGUGUCAACCUUGGGAGGAGCAGAGCAAGCCACCUAUAUUGUGGUACGGAAUCAUAUUCUUGCUAGGUGGAGAGAAAAUGUGAAUGCAUGGCUAGGCAAGCAACAUGUGAUGGAAUCCAUUAAGAAGGAGCAUAAAAGUGUUGUAGACUCUGCAUAUAAUUUUCUUUUGUUGUAUGGAUAUAUCAAUUUUGGGGUUGCCCCUGCAGUCAGGCCAGGGAUUCCAGAAAAGGUUACUAAGGCCAAUGUCUUAAUCAUAGGGGCAGGUUUGGCUGGGUUGGCUGCGGCACGCCAACUUAUGGCUUUUGGGUUUACGGUGGCUAUAGUUGAAGGCAGGAAUAGGCCAGGUGGGAGAGUGUAUACAAGGAAAUUAGAAGGAGGGGGCCAGAUGGCAGAAACAGACCUCGGGGGCAGUGUUAUUACAGGGGUCCAUGGGAAUCCUCUGGGUGUUUUGGCCAGACAGUUGUGCCUUCCACUUCACAAGAUAAGAGACCAAUGUCCUCUUUAUCAGCCCGAUGGUAGGCUUGUUGAUGCAAAGAUAGAUUCUAAGGUAGAAGAUUUGUUCAAUAAAUUGCUAGACAAGGCAAGUCAGUUGAGACAAUUGAUGGGCGACUUAGCAGUGGAUAUAUCUUUGGGUGCGUCUUUGGAGACAUUCAGGCAGGUGUAUGGUGUGGCUGGAAAGUCAGAGGAAAGACAACUUUUGAAUUGGCAUUUGGCUAACCUUGAGUAUGCAAAUGCUGGAUUGCUUUCCAAGUUAUCACUUGCAUUUUGGGAUCAGGAUGAUCCCUAUGAGAUUGGUGGUGAUCACUGUUUCCUUGCUGGAGGUAAUUACAGGCUGAUUCAGGCCAUGGCAGAGGAUGUUCCAAUUUUUUUUGAAAGAGUUGUACAUGAGAUUAGAUAUGGUAUUGAUGGUGUGCGGGUAGUAACUGCAGGCCAAGUUUUUGAAGCAGAUACAGUUCUGUGUACGGUGCCGCUUGGGGUUUUAAAAAGUGGUUCAAUAAAAUUUGUUCCAGAGCUGCCUAAGAGAAAAGUGGAAGCUAUUAAGAGAUUAGGGUUUGGACUACUGGACAAGGUUGCUAUGCUCUUUCCUUAUGUAUUCUGGGAAGCUGAUCUUGAUACAUUUGGCCAUUUGAACUAUGAAACUAGUCAGCGGGGUGAAUUCUUUUUGUUCUAUAGCUAUGCUUCUGUAUCUGGAGGGCCACUUCUGAUUGCUCUUGUAGCUGGAGAAGCUGCAAUCAACUUCGAGAGCAUGCCUGCGACAGAUGCUCUUCAUCGGGUGCUUCGAAUUCUCAGAGGUAUUUAUGGUCCAAGAGGAGUUAAUGUACCCGAUCCCAUUCAAACAGUGUGUACGAGAUGGGGAAGUGAUCCUCUGUCUUACGGUUCAUAUUCUCAUGUUGCUGUUGGAGCAUCCGGCUGUGACUAUGAUAAGCUAGGAGAAAGUGUUGGAGAUGGUCGGGUUUUCUUUGCUGGGGAGGCCACUAGUCGUAGAUACCCAGCAACUAUGCAUGGUGCAUUUUUAAGUGGUUUGCGGGAAGCAGCAAAUAUUUCUAAACAUGCUAAUAUGAAGUCAAUGACAAUGCAUACAGAAAGAAGACUUUUAAAGGACAAUGGGUCCUGUGCUGCUCUUCUUGAUGAUCUAUUUAGGGAACCUGAUCUAGAAUUUGGGAAAUUCUCCAUUCUUUUUGAUCCACUAUCAGAUGGCCCUCAAUCAAUGUCACUUUUGAGGGUUGUUGUUGAGGGACCUAGAAGCGAAGGCAUUGACAAUAUAAAAUCUGAAGACCGCACCUCAAGCAAAUUCAUUUGUCAUCAAUUUCAGUCACAGUUGAAUAGACAACUUAAAUUGUACACAUUAGUGGCACAAAAACAUGCAUUUGAAUUGAGAGAGGUAAGUGGAGGAGAUGCAACUAGACUGCGCUAUUUGUGUGAGAACGUUGGAGUAAAGCUAGUUGGAAGGAGAGGUCUAGGUGAAGUAGGAGAGUCCCUUGUGGUUUCUAUCAAGUGUGCGAGAGCUGGCCGUAGGCAUGCUUAAACUGGUUCUACUUUGUGAUUAUGAAAUGUUAUUUUUAAUGUUUGCUCAGUUGAAGGUGAAAUAGCCUUUAAAUUCUUUUGAGCAAUACAGUAAUUACUCAAAGCCGCUAUGAUAUCAACAUCAAUUCUGUAUUCUUGGAUUCUGGGCAGGUAAUAUCAUACAGAAGGGGGAUUAUAUUUUUUCAUGCAAAGUAUGGAUAAGUACUCGGUGCUUCUCAGACAUUUUGGGCCUUUGGAUUUGAAAAACUCCUCAUUUUAAAUGGUACAGUGCCAUUGAUACAUGGAGUACAUUGCGUACAGACACAAUGAUUUGGCUGGUUAUAAAUUGAUAUUCAGCUUUUGCAACCUAAUUUCUGGCCUUUAAGUGGGUGCCUUUUUUCAAAUCAGUGAAGAGGAUUGAAAUUUUUCUCACACCAGACUGCUCUGAACUAUUGGGACACUAUUUCGUUGGAAGAAGUUUGUGAGCAUAGAAAUCAGUUGAUGGUGUUCUCUGCCCAACAUGAACCAAAGUGCUGUUGUUGAAGUGCACCUUUCUGUUGACUUCUUGGCAACUGGUGAUUGGAGGUAAUGUGUGGAAUGUGUCGAAGCUGAAAUCUUUAUGCCUCUGCUAAAAUGGGAGACUUGCGACAGAGUAUGGGCAUUCAUCAAAGGAGAGAAUGUCAUUACAUAUGAAGAUGCUAAAAGAGUGGAAAAGCUGAUUUGCACAAGUCAAAAUGAAGGACAAUAGAAGACUACAUCACCAGUUAAUUUUAUUCAAAGAGGUGGUCCUGAAUUUUUUGUUCACAUGAUAAAGAGAGUAGAACCGUAGAUUGGCAUUGACUUCAGUAUCAAUCUUGGGUCUCGCAGUCGAUGCAUAUAAAUGGAUAACCCAAAAAUAUAAUUGAUUCCCUUUGUUAUUUUCAAAUGAAGUUGUUCUUUAAAGGGGAGGAGGAUACAAUUGUUAAGAGCUCUAAAUUCAAAACUAAAGAUGAUUUCAAGUUCUAAGAAACAAAGGCUACCAAGGAGGUACAAAACCACAUCAUGCCAAAGAAUCUUAUUAAA
Molecule: messenger RNA, 4595 nt
Organism: Cryptomeria japonica (Japanese cedar)
Lineage: Eukaryota; Viridiplantae; Streptophyta; Pinopsida; Cupressales; Cupressaceae
Product: protein FLOWERING LOCUS D
Exons: 4
Coding region: 1306-3555 (749 amino acids)
Molecular function (GO): protein binding; oxidoreductase activity
Source: RefSeq, a predicted model, not a curated record